Molecule: messenger RNA, 1023 nt
Organism: Blumeria graminis f. sp. triticale
Lineage: Eukaryota; Fungi; Ascomycota; Leotiomycetes; Helotiales; Erysiphaceae
Source: the annotation of a GenBank genome assembly
AUGGUCUGCCUUCUCGCAAUUCUUUUAUACACGGGCCAGAAAUUAGCGCAAAAGGAUCGUUUGGUCAUCACAUCCACUGAGCUUAGGAGCCCUAAUUACUUCAUCUAUGAAGCUAAUCAUGAGCAACCAUUUCCGGUGCCUGGCCGAGGCUCUGGUAUCUACAGAACUUUGGUCACUGUUGACGAGCCCGGCACUUAUGUAACGGUUUAUUGCUCCAUUAAAGCGACAAUCGAUGAUUUACGGGGAUUUGUUAGUGGCGGCUUGACAAGCUUGCCGAGCCACGUUGACGGGAGAUUUGGCAACGACGAGAAGUCGGAAGAUGAAUGCUUCAACUAUGUGAAUAAUCUCUUUUUUGAAUCAAACAGAGAAGCUGUAACGGGUAGAUUUGAAGAGGCUGAAGUUGCAGAGGCAGGUCUAUUGCCUGUUUCGAAUCUCAUCAAGUCACAUCAAUGCACCAAAAGACUCUUAAUCAGUUUGGCCUAUCAACGAAGAGUUUUGUGUGCUCAUGGGCACGGAUUCGUGACGACGUAUAGCGAUGAAAAUCUACCAACCAUAAAAUUUGAUGAGCCAGUAGCAAUAGCGGACGCAAUUUUUGACGGUCAGUUUGUUAUGCAACUGGAUGGAAAAAACUCCCAAGACGUCUUGGCAUGGAAUCAAGGCCAACUGCGAAGUUUUACGCGACGUCAUUCCUCUAGCGACUGGACGGAGCGUACUUACAUUGGUAAUGAGCAAUAUUCAGGAAGGCAUAUAACCGUCCUUAUUAAAUCUAACAGCGCGCAAGUAAGCAAAUUUAUGAAUCAAUUCACUAAAUUCGAAAAUACAAAAUUCGGUGGAUCUAAUUGUUUUGGGUUCCGGUCCAAAGUUUUCCGCAAGCCUACAUUGUGCCGCAAGUUCAAACUUAGACAUCUACGAGUAAGAGUGAAUAGACUUGAUCCGAUUCCAGCAAAGGGUAAAAUUGCUCGUAUCCGCAUAACAAACCCCAAUGACGAGAAUCAAGCAAGAUUAACGAGAUCAAUUUCAUGA